Molecule: messenger RNA, 2178 nt
Organism: Saccostrea cuccullata (small rock oyster)
Lineage: Eukaryota; Metazoa; Mollusca; Bivalvia; Ostreida; Ostreidae
Exons: 1
Coding region: 1-2178 (725 amino acids)
Biological process (GO): DNA integration
Molecular function (GO): nucleic acid binding
Source: RefSeq, a predicted model, not a curated record
AUGGUUCCAAUGAAUAUCGCUAAUGGAUGGAAAACUUGGUGCAACACCUUACACCAUCUGUCAAGUUUACAGAUUUCUAGAACUAUCGUGCCAAUUUCCCUGGGAGAAGACAAUCGAAAGGAGAUACACUUCUUCUCAGAUGCUUCCGAAAAAGCCAUUUGUGCAGUGGCUUACUUACGUGUGAUACCAAAUGACAAUGCACGCAUACAGGUUGGAUUUUUGAUGGGGAAGUCGAAACUUUCACCCCAACAUGGUCACACUAUUCCCAGACUUGAACUGUGUGCAGCAGUUUUGUGUACAGAACUCGCAGCAUUUGUGUUAAAACACAUAGACACUACUAUCCAUGAAGUGAAGUUCUAUACAGAUAGUCGCAUAGUCCUUGGAUACAUCUACAACCAAACCAAACGUUUUCAUACUUACGUCGCUAACCGAGUACAGCGUAUCCGUCAGCACUCAGCUCCAGAGCAGUGGAACUAUAUUUCCACUGAGGAAAAUCCCGCGGAUAUCGGGAGCAGAGGAAUUCUAGCGAAUGAACUACCUCACAGCAUUUGGCUUCAAGGACCUGUUUGUUUACAACAACAGAGUCAUCUAUUAGAAAAGGAGGAUUUUCCACUUAUUGACCCAGAAAAAGACAGCGAAAUUAGAAACGCUAACAUUGUUGUACAGAAAACGUGUUUCAACGCUCAUGAAGUUUACACCAGGAUAGAUAGAUUUUCCUCAUGGACAUCCUUAGUCAGAGCAAUUACUGUUCUCCGAAAAGUUGUGACAAAGAAACUUGGUUUACCAUUGUUGGAUCCUGUACACAUGAACCGUGCAACAGAACUGUUCUUAGUGAAACUCUGUCAAAAUGAAACAUUCUCUGCGGAAAUCACAAACUUGGCCAACGACAAACCAGUAUCUAAAGAUAGCUCGUUACGCUACCUGGAUCCUUACCUUCAUGAUGGAAUCAUACGACUAGGAGGGAGAAUUCGUACUGGAGACGCCCUGUGUGAUGAACAUGGCCCAAUCAUUAUUCACGGAAGAACUUACCUAGCUCGUCUCCUUGUUCUACAUUGUCAUGAAGUUGUGAAGCACCAGGGGAGACACUUAACUGAGGGAGCCGUUCGCUCGUCUGGAUAUUGGGUGAUUGGUGGAAAGAGAUUGAUAUCGUCAGUCAUACAUUCGUGUGUUACCUGCAGAAAACUCCGAGGUAAACUGGAACAUCAGAAGAUGGGAAAUCUUCCGGAAUGCCGUACAAAACCUUCACCUCCAUUUACCUAUGUGGGCGUGGACACAUUCGGACCUUGGGAGAUUGUUACGCGCAAGACCAGAGGAGGUUCAGCUAAUAGCAAACGCUGGGCUAUCUUAUUCACCUGCCUGACAAGUCGAGCCGUACAUAUAGAGCUAGAGGAAGAUAUGUCAUCACCUACGUUUAUCAACGCCCUCAGACGUUUCAUAGCCAUAAGAGGAAAAGUUACAGAAUUUCGCUCGGAUAGAGGUACAAACUUCGUCGGCAGUACAGACGCACUAGGAAUCACCGCAGUAAACGUAGAAAGUUCGCAAGUGAAGAAGUUUCUUAAAGACAGCGGAUGUUCUUGGAUCUUCAACCCUCCCAACUCUUCCCACAUGGGAGGGGUGUGGGAGAGGAUGAUUGGCAUCGCUCGACGAAUCUUGGAUUCUAUGCUUCUAAAGGAAACAAAGAAAAACCUUACACAUGAUGUAUUAAAUACCCUCAUGGCGGAAGUUACUGCAAUUAUAAACAGUAGACCAAUAGUACCUGUAUCAACGGAUCCAUCUCAACCCUCUGUACUAUCUCCAUAUACCUUGUUAACACAAAAGACAGAACUUGAUGUUGGACCAUUUGAGCCAUUUGAUACGAAGGAUAUGUACAAGUCCCAUUGGAAAUACAUACAAAUCUUAGCCGACCAGUUCUGGAGGAAGUGGCGCUCACAGUACCUCCAGUUGUUACAGUCAAGACGUAAGUGGGUGGACCCUCGUAACAAUCUUACCGAAGGCGAUGUCGUACUCUUGAAGGAUCAAGACUCCGUCAGGAAUGAAUGGCCGAUGGGUAUUGUUGUCCGUGUCUUUCCGGGUGAAGAUGGAAAAGUACGUAAAAUUGAACUUCGUGUAGUGAGAAAUGAUCGUGUCAUCAACUACGUUAGACCCGUUACAGAAGUGGUUUUGCUGUUUUCACCAUAG